AUGGAGAACCCCCAGAACCAUUGUCUGUUGGAAUAUGCUCGGUUUUUCGGGAUCGCUAACAAUUUCACGGCAGUCGACCCCCAAAGCUAUAUCGACGAGAGUUGCGAGAUUCCUAUUCCCGAGCUGAAACACAGUGUUGUUGACAGACAGUUCCAGGGAAUUCAACACUCCCCCGAGCAGAAUAUUUUCAAAGAAAAGCUUAAUAUUAGGAAAGGAGGUGUCCGUUUCUUAUCAUCUAUCAUCCAAGCUGAAAAGGGGGAGAUCAAAUGGGAUGACUGCUUGCCAGAUUUCGACCAUGUUGACAAUCUCAGGCUGGAAACACCUAUAUUAUCAGCAGUCCAUGAUACAGACAUGCUACUUUCUCGGAGUCCCUUAAUCUACAGCGAAAGUGACAUCGACCUACAGCCUUUAGAGGUCUCUACGGAAGACAAACCCCAGAGUCACUUCCUGAGCAACUCAAAUCAAGCCAUGGAAGAAAUAAAGGCAGAGAAGCUCAGCUGCACUAAAGACUCCUUGGUGUUAAUACAGAAUGCCGCACAAUGUAGUCCACCGUCGGCUUACGAGUUGGAAGAACUUUUCUCAAGUGAAACAAGGCUCGGCCAGGAUGAUCUUAUUUUCCCUGAACCUCCACCUCUCAUUCUGUCCAGUGUCCACGAUACAUACCGCAGGAGCCCAUCGUCGGAUGCAAAAUCGCAGAUGCUACCUAGCCCCGUCUCGCCAGAGUCAUUUAUGAGAUUUGAGAAACCGCACUUGUCUCCACGAUAG
Aspergillus tanneri is the source of this 765-nucleotide messenger RNA. RefSeq lists its product as uncharacterized. Lineage: Eukaryota; Fungi; Ascomycota; Eurotiomycetes; Eurotiales; Aspergillaceae. The transcript has 3 exons. The coding region runs from base 1 to 765 and encodes 254 amino acids. The record is from RefSeq and is a predicted model, not a curated record.